Molecule: messenger RNA, 1380 nt
Organism: Ilex paraguariensis (yerba mate)
Lineage: Eukaryota; Viridiplantae; Streptophyta; Magnoliopsida; Aquifoliales; Aquifoliaceae
Source: the annotation of a GenBank genome assembly
AUGUUGUCCACGAUAGAGCUACAGAGUUGCAGUUUCAGUGGACUAGUACCAAAUUCAAUGGCAAACCUUGCUCGGCUUCUUUAUUUGGACUUGUCAUCCAAUAUGUUUACUGGUACAAUUCCAUCGUUUCGGACGUCUAGGAAUAUGACCCACAUAGACCUUUCUCGUAAUGAUUUAAUGGGUCCUAUCCCUUUCAGUCACUUCAAAGGCCUUCUCGAUCUUGAAUAUAUUGAUCUGCGAUUCAAUUCGUUUAAUGGUAGCAUUCCAUCGUCUUUGUUUGGUCUUCCAUCAUUGCAGAAACUUCUGCUUGCCAACAACCAUUUUGAUGGUCUACAUGCUGAUUUUUCUAAUGCAUCCGUGCCUCAUUUGGAUACACUCGAUUUGAGUAGCAACAAUUUAAGAGGACCUAUUCCUUUUUCUAUAUUUGAACUCAGAAGGCUUAAUGUCCUCCUCCUAUCAUCCAACAACUUGAAUGGCAGUAUACAGCUUGAAAUGUUUCAAAGGUUCAGUGAUCUCACUGUUCUUGAUCUUUCGUAUAACCAGUUAUCAGUUGAUGCAAAUGGCAGUAAUUCUAGCUUUUCUUCCUUCCCCCAUAUUGCUGCAUUGAAAUUGGCUUCUUGCAACCUCCAAAGUUUUCCUGACCUAAAGAACCAAUCAAAAUUGUUCUACUUAGACCUCUCAGACAACAAAAUUGGUGGGAAAAUUCCAAACUGGAUCUGGGGAGUUGGUGAUGGAGCUCUUGUUCACUUGAACCUUUCUUAUAAUCUCUUAGUGGGUCUGCAAGAACCUUUUGUUUUUCCUAGUCUUGGUAUUCUUGACCUGCAUGCGAACCACAUCCGGGGGAAAAUCCCAACACUGCCACAAGAUAUUACCUAUGUGGAUUACUCUAACAAUAAUUUCAACUGUUCAAUUCCUCUUGACAUUGGUAAUAACCUCACUAGUGCUUAUUUCUUUUCUGUUUCAAACAAUAACCUCACUGGAAACAUCCCUGAAUCCAUAUGCAAUGCCCGCUACAUUCAAAAUCUUCAGCUUUCCAACAACCAUUUCGAUGGUCUGCUUGCUGAUUUUCCCAAUGCAUCCUUGUCUCAGUUGGACACACUUGAUUUGAGUAGCAACUAUUUAAGUGGACCUAUUCCCAUGUCUCUCUUUGAACUCGGAAGGCUUAAUAUCCUCUCAUUGUCAUCCAACAACUUGAAUGGCAGUAUACAGCUUGAAAUGUUUCAAAGGCUCAGUAAUCUCACUUAUCUCGAUCGUUCAUAUAGCCGGUUAUCAAUUGAUGCAAAUGGAAGCAAUUUUGACGUUCCUUCCUUUCCCAAGUUCUCCACGUUGCAAUUGGCCUCUUGCAAUCUCCAAAGGUUUCCUAAGCUAAAGAAACAAUAA